Messenger RNA from Exophiala mesophila, 2487 nucleotides. RefSeq lists its product as uncharacterized. The coding region runs from base 112 to 2250 and encodes 712 amino acids. Gene Ontology annotation, biological process: DNA-templated transcription; regulation of DNA-templated transcription. The transcript has 4 exons. Gene Ontology annotation, molecular function: zinc ion binding; DNA-binding transcription factor activity, RNA polymerase II-specific; DNA binding. NCBI's taxonomy places the organism in Eukaryota, Fungi, Ascomycota, Eurotiomycetes, Chaetothyriales, Herpotrichiellaceae. The record is from RefSeq and is a predicted model, not a curated record.
CGGCUCAACAUCUCCGUGUCGUCUUUCGCUAGAGGGCGAUGGGUGACCCGCUUUGUCUCAUCUACAUAAACUACCAAACGCAGUCAUAGCCCUACAGCUUUUUCAAUAGCGAUGCCGGAUGCCGAGGCCAGCCAUCGUGUACGGGUAGCCUGCAAAGGCUGUAAUGCUCGUCGUGUGAAAUGCGACCGCUCUCUUGCGAGCAAUCCGUGCUCCAACUGCCGGCGAGCCGGGACAAGGUGCGAACUCAUCGUGUCGAGAAGAGGAAAGCACAAGCGGGCAGGCCCAAGCCGGCAAUCUGAUGCACAACAAACAACCUCCAAGGCACGAGGCCCAAGUCUCGACUCGACGCCGGUGGAUAGUGCACGAAUUUCGGGUCCAGAAACCAGCUCUUCGGAGCAGAGGCAACGAUGUGUCAGCCCCUCUCUCCCAGACUUUGCGCUCUCCACGUAUUCUGGCAAUUCUACGGGCAAGAUCGUCUACAUGGGCGAUUCUGGCAACAUGAAGUACGUCAUUGAUGAAGUCGGCGAUCCAUUCAAGAACAUCGACAAGCAGUAUUCAGCAUGGGGAGACAACCUGCAGAACUACAUGGUCAAGAAGCUGGGAUCAGCAACUCAACUGACCAUGAAGAGCUUACGAUCCCGUGAUGAGCAGCAUUUGAAGAGUGUUGGUGCGUUCGAUUUUCCUCGCAAAGAAAUAUCCGACCAAUUGUUCUCCACCUUCUUGGAAUACUCCUACCCGGUAUUCCCAUUGUUUAAUCGAGCAGAUUUUGCAUCAUUGCAUGCAUCCGGGCGUUUAUCACCCUUGGUGCUGAAUGCAAUAUAUAUGCUGGCGUCAUUCCAUUGUCCUGAAGACACCCUAGGAGAUCUUGGGGCGUCUUCAAGGUAUCUAGCUUGCCUGAUGUUUUAUCGGCGCGCGAAGGCCCUUUACGACGCAGACUUCGAAUCAGACAGUAUCGCCACUGUGCAAGCGACGAUAUUGCUCGCAAAUUGGUGGGGUGGCCCAAUGGAACAAAAGGAUACAUGGCACUGGCUGGGUCUCGCUGCCGGCCUUGCACAAGCUCUAGGCAUGCAUAGAAACAAAUCCUAUGCAAUUCUUCCACCCCUUCAACGGAGCUUAUGGAGGCGGACUUGGUGGGUUCUCUACAUCAACGACGUACACCAUGCAGCUGUCUAUGGCCGACCGCCUCAUAUACAUCAGGACUAUUGCGAUAUUGAUUUGCUAAACGAGGCUGAUUUUCCAGAUUAUCCUGCUGAUGUGCUCGACUUGACGACUCAGAGCAGAUCAUACCUCGUCCAUUCUGCCAACCUGGCGUCACAUGUGAGCAGAUGUCUCGCUGCUAAAUUCUCUCCGGUACACGAUCCAAUGGUCGAGCAAAAAAGUUACCAGCAGCUUGUUGAUUUCGAAAACGAGUUAGAGCCUGAUUUCCGCUCUCUACCUACGAACAUCAGUUUCAAAAAUGGAUACUGGCCAGCGCUGAUUCACCUGUAUCAUUCUGACUAUCGCAUUGUAUUCCACCGCAUGCUGUCCGCCACUUUGGACCAUAAUCUCACGUUUAUCGCUGCAACCAAGAUCAACCGCAUCCUGGAAGAUCUUCUUGCAUCUGGAACAUUGUACCGUGCCCCGUUCAUGACCCUUCCAGCGAUAUUUGUGUCCAUUUUGGUCAACAUCGUGCAUAUACGCAAGGUCGACAGCCAUACUGGGAUAGUCGCGGAAAAUCGAGCCCGCCUGGCCAUGCAUAUCCUUGCAGAAUUCGAAAAGAUCUGGCCUAUGGCUAUGUGGACGAGACAUCUGUUGGAUGUCUUGCUCAAGCAGUCGAUUUCUCCUUCACUAGGAAAUGCGUAUUCAUCAACAGCGACACAAUGCUCGGAGACAAUUGAAGUCCGAGCUACACAGCAUGUGUCUCAUGCUGAACAUCACCAACAGCAACAAUCAAUACGAACAGCAGCUUCGCCGCAAGUGGAGCGAUGGGGUUUAUCGGAUUUCGAUUCCGGGAAUAAUCAAGGACCGUCUGCACUGGAGCACGUCUCACCACAGCCGCGUUUCGAUUAUAACAGUACAACAAGGUAUGCUGAGAGUCCUCAGCCGAUGAGUUCCGACAUGCCUUUGAUGUUUCCCAUGAUGAAUUUAUUUGAAGAUGCAGGAUUAGGUCCUGAUGACUGGCCAGUGGAUGUCAAUGUCUUUGAGUAUUCCCCAGACGCUUCAGGUGUGCAGCUCGAUACUGGCGUGCACGAGUCACCGAUGCACAUGUGAGGUUGCUGGGGCCUUGAAGUGUAACUGUUCAUUUCAGUUGACGGGCCCCGGAUAGAGAACAGAGUAUUUUCACUGCACCUGUGAUGCCUUCCUGGAUGCUUAUGAAUACAUAGUAGUUCUUGUUGUGGAGACCGAUGCGAACAAUAUCUAGACAGUAUUCAGAGAGGUCAUCAUAUCGAACGUACUCAACUAUGUGCUACUAAAUAGUAUAAGGCCAUUGCCGGCGUCCUUCAUCCC